UUCAAAUAACCUAAGAAAUCCACCAUUUCCGGAUUGCGAGACAUUUUUGGGACGACCUGUGUACACUGUUUCGAGUGCGUGUGAAAGGCUACUACAGUAAAUUCUCUCAGUGUCGAUUGUCAACUUUGGACUUGUCAAGUUUGGAACUUCUUGCCUAGUACUGCUAUGGAGUCUCGUGGCUAGAGUCAUAUAUACCAGGAUUCUGCACGAAACCGAUUCGGAUCUCUUGAUCUUUCGUAAACAUUUUAUUUAAUUGUGUACUGCACCAGAAGAUGAAACCCUUGAUGUUACACGGGCACGAGCGUGCCAUCACAAAAAUCAAAUAUAAUAGGGAAGGAGAUUUAUUAUUUUCGUCAAGUAAAGAUAAAAAGCCAAAUGUUUGGUAUUCUUUGAAUGGAGAACGUCUUGGAACAUUUAAUGGCCACAAUGGUUCUGUAUGGUGUAUCGAUGUCAAUUGGGACACAACUAGAUUUAUAUCUGGCAGUGGUGACAACACACUGAGAGUUUGGGACUGUCAAACUGGCAAAGAAAUCGGUCAACUCCAAACAAAUAGUUCAGUAAGGACAUGUAACUUUAGUUAUUCAGCAGACCUUGCUGUCUAUUCUACAGACAAAGCUCUCGGUCACCAAUGUGAGAUGUUCAUCAUAGAUAUCAGAAAUGUUGAUGGAGCAUUGUCACAAGAAGAUGCAAUUUCUAGAAUUUCUGUUAAUGGUCCCAGAAUCUCUGCCAUUUUAUGGGGUGCUUUAGAUGAAACAAUUAUUACUGGCCAUGAAGAUGGUGAAAUCAUUCUUUGGGAUGUGAGAACAAGAAAGAAGUUGAACAGUGUUUCAAGUCACAAGUCUCAAAUUAAUGAUAUGCAGUUCAAUAAGGAUGGCACCAUGUUUGUAACUGCAUCAAAAGACAACACCGCAAAAUUGUUUGACAGUGAAUCGCUAAUGUUAUUGAAGACAUAUAAAACAGAAAGACCUGUAAACUCUGCCACAAUUUCUCCUAUUUUCGAUCAUGUGGUUCUUGGUGGUGGUCAAGACGCAAUGGAUGUAACAACAACGUCCACUCGUCAAGGAAAGUUCGAUUCGCGAUUUUACCAUUUAGUAUUUGAAGAAGAAUUCGCGCGUUUGAAGGGUCACUUUGGACCAAUCAAUUCUCUUGCAUUUCAUCCAAAUGGUCGCAGCUUUUCUACAGGUGGAGAGGAUGGUUAUGUUCGUAUUAACACGUUUGAUCAAUCGUACUUUGAUUUUCAUUUUGAAUACUAAUUAUUAAGUAGAAAAAUAAAUAUUUAUCAAACAAAGAAUACUGAAUUGGAACUUACAUUGAUGAUCUAGUCGUUUGGUGUUUUAGAGGCUCCUUAACCAAUCCUUUUUUAAGUUUGUCUGCAACUUUUCCUGCAGUUUUGAGAGCAUUUUUUCCGCUACCUGUAAAUAAAAAAACAUAAAUAUAAAGUAACAACUUUUGUUGCUACUAAAGUAGCAACUUUUAAAAAACUUUUCAAAUACUUUACGCGAAGUCGAGUACACGAAAUUGGAGUCGGGUCGGGAUCCCGAAAGUUUAUAGAAUUCCAAUACCCGAAAAAGAAGUCGGGUCGAGUCAGGAUCCCGAAAAAUUGUAAUGUUCGUGUAUCCGAAUCUAAUAAAGGCAACUUCAGUAAUAUUA
This is a messenger RNA of Megalopta genalis, 1650 nucleotides long. Its product is annotated as eukaryotic translation initiation factor 3 subunit I. The record is from RefSeq and is a predicted model, not a curated record. Gene Ontology annotation, molecular function: translation initiation factor activity; RNA binding; protein binding. Lineage: Eukaryota; Metazoa; Arthropoda; Insecta; Hymenoptera; Halictidae. Gene Ontology annotation, cellular component: eukaryotic translation initiation factor 3 complex, eIF3m; cytoplasm. Gene Ontology annotation, biological process: cytoplasmic translational initiation.